Toxotes jaculatrix (banded archerfish) is the source of this 2096-nucleotide messenger RNA. It is a transcript of the gene csf1b, whose product is annotated as colony stimulating factor 1b (macrophage). Bases 181 to 990 code for a protein of 269 amino acids. Gene Ontology annotation, molecular function: cytokine activity; growth factor activity. NCBI's taxonomy places the organism in Eukaryota, Metazoa, Chordata, Actinopteri, Toxotidae. The transcript is spliced from 9 exons. Gene Ontology annotation, cellular component: membrane. The record is from RefSeq and is a predicted model, not a curated record.
CUGUGCAGGAGGAGCACAUCAGGCAAUACUUUGAAGAACAGCGCCACAUGACGAAGUGUCAAAUUUACUUAACGGGAAAUUCCUUUCUGUGGAGUGGAACUGAAUAUAUUAAAAGGAUCUCUUUGCUUCAAUGUGUGUGACAGAGGAGUCUGGUGUUUUCCAUUGCCAAACACGUACCAGAUGACCAUCCUUGUGUCAACCCUGAUUCAGAGCAAAGCUAAGUUGCAGGUAAAGUGUCUGUGUGUACUUAUGUUCCUGAGCUUCCCUCUGAACAUGGCUGAGGUCCCUGGUCCAUGCAGACACUCCAUCACUAGGGAGCACCUGCUUACAGUCAGGCAUCUGAUGGAUAACCAGUUGAGAAGUGGGUGCUCGAUAACCUACACAUUCAUAGAACGGAGAAGUUUGAGCGAAUGUUGCUUUGUAAAAGCUGCUUUACCCUGGAUCCUGGAGCUCCUCACCACCCACUUCAAAUAUAGCCGGGGUUCAGUCAAUGAUGACUAUGUUCAGACCCUGAGAACACUCAUCCUCAACAUCUAUUCUCAGAAAUGUGUGCCACAGAUUAAUGAAGAGGUCGAGGACAAGCCAGAGAGUUUUGAGAUGCUCUACAGAGGGUCUCCCUCAGAGGCACUGCAGAGGGCGUCAGAGGUGCUGUCUGUGUACUGGGAGCUGGUCACAACCAGUGACGCACCAGUAGACUGGAGAUGCCAGCACGAAUACACAGAAACCUUUGGCUCUACCACAGAGCCACCCACAGAGUCACCCACACAUUUUACAGACAGUUAUGACAGAAAGUCAGUGAAGGCCUCUCAGAGAAGACCAGACAGAGAUCUGUACAAGCUUGGCUUCAUCAUCACCUCCAUCUGCGGAGGACUGCUGGUCAUACUUACUCUCUACUGUCUCAUCACACAAAAGAAAAUCCACAACCCUCACAGAUCAAGAUCUUACACAAACUCAAGCAGAGACAUAGAGGACAUAGAGAUGGACCCAUAAUAAUAUAGUAAAGAGCACAUCACUGCAGCAGCAGAUGGAACACUUGUGAAGCUGUAUAUUUUAUCCAUCCUGAAGUUUUUAUAUCAGUAUCGUUUGUAAUGUAUCACGCUCACCUAUUUAAUCUGAAGCUUCGCUUUGACUGAAAGCACAGAUGGACCUUUUUUGGAUUAAUAUGCUAUGUAUAUUAUGUUUAUGCGUUAUCUUUUUGCAGAUAUCUUUUCAAGUUCACAAAAAAGUUCUAUUUUUACACCAGUUAUGAAUGUUGAAUAAUGUGUCUCCAGUUGCUGCCACUUAACCAACUGUUUGUAAUAUGGUUUGCCAAACAUUUCCACAAGUUAUUUAUUGGUUUGACGCUGUUCAAUCACCAUAUUGAUAAUAAAAGCUAACAAUCAACACUAAAUCCAAAAUAUAAUGCUCCCCAGCUGUCCAGCCAUCAGAGCAUUUGUUUAUGAAAACAAUGAAAUCACAUCUAAAGAACAGGUAAUGGCCUCAUUAAACGAUUUAGGCCACACAUUUUCCUUUAUGAGGAGUAAGAAAUGCUUUUAUCCUUAAGUAAAAGGUCUUUCCCGUUGCUUUGGAAAGUGGUUUAUUUCUCCUCAUUAUCAGUAUACACUGCUGAUCAUUACACAUUCUUCAUGGAGCCAAUUUUAAAAAAGUUAUGACCAAAGAUGUGUAUACCAAGUUUUAUUGCAAAACAGUAUGAAUAGUUUCUGGAGCAUAUUCUGUUAUUGAUCAAACACGCUAAACUGUUGUUACUGGCAGAGAGAUGGAAAAACGAUCUUGACAGAUGCACAACAGUUGCUGCUGCAGCUUCACAAGAACUGUCUUGCACUGCACAGGGAAUGACUGGAUUUGGUAGGAAUAACAUGCUACUGCAGUUUACUCAUAUGCAUGCAUGACAUUUAAUCACGACUGCACGACAGCAGUAACUGGACGAUACUGACAGGGAGGAGGAGAGCAGUGCACGUGUAUACCGUAAUGCUGUCAUAACUUUCACACACAUUCACCCAGCAAUGGUCCAGGCUAAUGUUGUAUAAUAGUAAAUUUGCAUAAUGUCUGAGUGUGAGAAAAUAUGAGAAUUCCCCACAAAAACAUUUGUAUGUGUC